Molecule: messenger RNA, 1926 nt
Organism: Centropristis striata (black sea bass)
Lineage: Eukaryota; Metazoa; Chordata; Actinopteri; Perciformes; Serranidae
Gene: tmem38a
Product: transmembrane protein 38A
Exons: 6
Coding region: 585-1460 (291 amino acids)
Biological process (GO): potassium ion transmembrane transport
Cellular component (GO): membrane
Molecular function (GO): identical protein binding; potassium channel activity
Source: RefSeq, a predicted model, not a curated record
UAUAUUUACUGUUGCUGUUCAUUUAUAGCGGGUUUGGUGUAACUGCGCAUUGCUGCACCAUCUGGAAGAAUGUCAACAGCUGAUCUCAGCAUGCAGCCUCGGUCGGUGCAGGAUCUAAUCCGGAUUGUGGGAUGUUUUUAUCGGAGCCAGUGAAUGAGUCUUUGUCUGUUUGAAUCCUUGGACUCUUGUCUCGGGUUUUAUUGUGUUUACAGGCUGCAGUCAAACCUCUAAACGCGUCUCGUGGCAUUAAAUAAUAGUAAUAAUAGAGUUAAAUCAUGAUUCUGUCGAUGAACACUGGAGGACAAACCUUUUGUUUCUGCAUUUCAAGCAGCUGACAUGUAAAGCUCCUGCUGGAGCAGCUGGCGCGGACCGCAUAUGAUGAUGAUGAUGAUGAUGAUGAUGCUGAGGCUGUGGAGAUGAGCGGUAUUAAUAGGAGGGCUUGAGUGUCACAGGCUUUCACUGUUGAGACCUGGGGGUCUGGUGGAGAGUCGGUGGACCGGGUUUGGGGGGGCUUCACGAUCCACACUGCGCAGUUGGAAUAAACGCAACUAAAGCCAGAGACUGUGUGGCUGUCAGACAAUAACAUGGAAGUGCUUGCAGCUCUUAAUUUGGGCGACUUUGCCCAAAUUUUCUCCAAAAUGGGAAUGUUUCCGGUGUUUGAUCUCGCUUAUUACAUCGUGUCUAUCCUCUACCUCAAGUAUGAGCCAGGCUCGGUGGAGGUUUCUCGCAGGAGUCCCGUGGCCUCCUGGCUCUGUGCCAUGCUCUACUGCUUCGGUAGUUACAUCCUGGCAGACAUCAUGCUUGGAAGCAGCCCCAUCGACUAUUUCCAACACAACAGCCACAUCCUGCUGGCCUCAGCUGUCUGGUACCUCAUCUUUUACUGCCCUCUGAACCUCUUCUAUAAAUGCGUGGCUUUCCUGCCCGUCAAGCUGGUGUUGGUCGCCCUGAAGGAAGUCGUCCGCACUCGUAAGAUCGCCGCCGGCGUUCACCACGCCCACCACGCCUACCACCACGGCUUCUUCAUCAUGGUCCUCGUUGGAUACGUCAAAGGGUCUGGAGUGGCUCUCAUUUCCAAUUUUGAGCAGCUGCUGCGCGGUGUGUGGAGGCCCGAGACCAACGAGAUCCUCAACAUGUCAUUCCCGACCAAAGCCAGUCUGUACGGAGCCAUCCUCUUCACCCUGCAGGAGGCUCACUGGCUGCCAGUGUCCAAGAGCACCCUCAUCCUCCUCUUCACCCUCUUCAUGGCCACAAGCAAGGUGUUCAUGACCGCUCGCCACUCUCACGGCUCCCCCUUCGCCCUCAUUGAGUCGUGGGUCUGCCACCUGCUGUUCGGCUCCCCGCUGGGCGGAUCGGAGGAAGACCACCACCACGCCCCCGCCGGCGCCCCGUCUUCACCUCUCAAAACCAAGGAGGAGCUGAGCGAAGGCGGCCGCAAGAGGAAGGCCAAGAAAGCGGAGUAGGACGGCGAGCUGAGAACUGCACAUGAUGGGACCUCCCAUUCCUUUCUGGGGAGAGGGGCAGUUUGAUGCUCAGCCAAAUGAGACCCUUUCUAUUAGAGCAAUAUGGUGCUUUCUGCUUUUUACACAGAACGAGGACACUGUAAAUACCACGGCAAACGUUUCACUCUUCAGCCCAACCUGGACGUUAAAACCUAUUUAUUGAUGUUUGUGAACAUCUGCAUCAGGCUCAGCUCUGACUGGAGAUCCUCCUCCAGGAGGGCUCGAUGCUUCAGUAGCUGUGUUAGCGGGUGCCAGUGAUUUUCUUUAAGUCCACCAAACCUUACUUAAGCUCAGAAAGAAAACAGAAAAUACAAAUUAAUUUUACUGUCAAUAAGAAAUUCAAAUGUGAAUAAAGCAUUGUGUGAGAGAACAUUGCUGCUUUUUACAUUGAGAUGAGGACAACUUCCUGUCUGGAAAUAAAAUCAAG